GUGGAAAAGAGGUAUGACGCCGGCGCACGCGCGAUAAUCGGCGAUCGCUGUUAUCGCGUCCCGUCCGCUGGCCGGAGCUGCACGCGCUCGCACUGACACUCCGACCACACUACGCAAGCAAUGCGCUUGUCUGCUUGACCGCUACACACAGAUUUCACUUUUACUUCAAUUCACAUUUUUUUUCGAUUCUGACGUAAAUUAUUCAGAAUGAAACGCGAAGGCAGCGGUUUGCUUCUCGACGACGUGCUCGCGAAUGAUGAACUUCUCUUCGAAUACUCGCCGGCCGAGAGUCUGAUCAAUUUCGAAUUACCCUCGAAUGGCGCUGACGUCGGCGACUGGCAACUCAGUGAUUUGGACUUCCAGUGCGACGCGUUCAUAAACGGUUUCAACGACUCAAACAGAGAUGGUUCUUUCGAAGGCAGUUCACCCCUACUGUUCGACUUCGACGACUUGGACGACAAAAACCUGGACGAUUACCUGCUCGAAGCUCUGAGUGACAAAUCCCGGGAUGCGCAAGCGGCGGAUUCUAACAGUGUCAGUGAUGAUUUAGGAAGGCUUUCGGUUCUCGGAAUCGAUUUGGAUUCGACGUGCGGUCAAGUGAACACACAGAACGAGUACGAAGAGAGUGAAGUGCGAAUUGUUGUGCAGGAUACGAAAGUGCGGUCGUGGGGCGAACCGGCGUACUGUCCUACGUUAGGCGCGUUCCGGUGUCCGGUGGAGGAGUGCGGAAAGUUGUACGCGAAGGCGUCGCACGUGCGGGCGCAUCUGCGGCGACACAGCGGCGAGAAGCCGUACCGCUGCACCUGGAGCGGAUGCUGCUGGCGGUUCGCGCGCUCCGACGAGCUGGCGCGCCACACGCGCAGCCACUCGGGCCACAAACCCUACCGCUGCGGCGACUGCGGCAAGCAGUUCGCGCGCUCCGACCACCUCGCUAAACACGGCAGAGUGCACGCUCGCCGCGCCGCCGCUGCCGCCGCCGCCGCUAAGCGCACCACCGCUCAAACUUACCGCACCAGAAGACUGUUAUAAGUUCAAUCUACGUUAAUCUUAAUAACAAGGCAAUAUAAAUGGCGUGUACCCAUCCACUAAAAAGCGGAGUGUUAGUCGACCCCUCACCAGGUGGAGUGACGACAUCAAUCGAGUCGCAGGUUCACGGUGUUGGAAGUUCCUAUACAAAAGGCUUAUGUUCUGCAGUGGACGUCUAUCGGCUGAUGAUGAUGAUGAUAAUGUCCAACUAUACAAACCAGAUAUCGCUGACGGAUAUCUUAAGUCUAGUGUGGAGAGUGGAAUAGCAAUGUGGGACAUGCAUUCAAAGUUACAAUAUAAGUGUCACAUAAGUGGCGAAGCCAAUUUCUAUUGCCUUGUUCAAAAAGAUUUCUAUGGUUCCACCAGUGCUCUUUUGUGAUCGAGUGAUUAAGACUGUUAGAGAGUAUAAAUGAGACUGUGAAAUGUGUAAAUAGCACAUACUGACCAAAGAUCGCGCAGGCGCGUUUUACUUUAAGAAUUUAUUAUAUUCUAGUUUUUACUUAGACCAGUUAUUAAUGGUCUAAGAGUUUUUAUUGUGGAGAUAUUAUUUACAGUGGAAUUCAUAGACGUUGCAGGGGCACCCCCAGGGGACCACGCUAAGUGUCGAAUUGUCAUACGCAUAGAGUUUAAAUUCGACACUCAGCGGGUGAACCAUCCCCUGGGGGCGCCCCCACAACGUCUGAAUUCCGCUGUUUGAUACCAACAUGCUUACCUAUUUCUAAGCGUUUUAUUACAUGUUAUGACCUAUGUAAAAUGUUUUAGUAAGUACCUACUUACUAUGAGUAUAUGAGUUUAUGUUAGGUAGGUGCCUACUUCAAAACUGCUGAGACUAUUUUACAUUUUUUUUAGAAAUAAGUAUAGACUAUGUAUUUAGAUGACUCUUAUUUAUUUAAUUAUUUGUAUGACCAAAAACGUAUAAAGCCUUGCUUUGUUACGCCGGCGCCGGCCAUAGACGGUUAAUAAUAUACCUAGUACAGCCUGCAUACUGGAUACAGCAAUAGAAAACAUUGAUACAUACAGCCACAGAAAAGUAGAAAAUUUAAAACAAGUAGGUAUGUGCAGCGCGCGUAGGGAUGAAGCAAGUGAAAAAAUAUCGAAAUAUUAUGGUUAUGAUUGGUUGUGGUUUCGAUAUUUCUUUUUACUACAUACAUCCCUACGCGCGCUGCAGGCAGUGUAUACUCUUGACCAUCUAUGGCCGCAUUGCUGGCGGUAUUAGGUUCGGAAAACGAAUAGAACUACCUAGUUUUUUGUAAUUUGCACGCUUUAGCUAACUGUUAAUAUUAUAGCUGUACCUGGUACACCCAGGCACUAAAUACGUACUUACAAGCCAGGUAAAGUUUUUAUUAUAUUUCCUAGGUAUACGAAUUUAUUUUCUAUCUAAAACCGUGUACCUAAUAUAAAAUAAGAAUCAAACAGAAUCUCAAUUCGCAUCUACAUAAAAUUGUAGUAUUUUUAGUAUACCUAUACUCGUAAUAAUCGGUUAUUAUUUUAUAUAAAAAUAAGAGGUAGGUAUGAGUAAUUCGUGACAUGUAAAAAGAACGCUGAACCCACGACGGCCAUAGUUACAUUAAUUUAGUAUGCCCAGGUAUUAGAUAAUAAUAAUCACUAUUUUAUAUUUAACUAACUGCCUACCUACCUAAGAUUAAUAUUAUUUUUAUAUUGUAAUACGCCUCAUCAUUUUCUAGAGAUACCUAUUCCACAGUAAACUGCCUAUUCUUACCAAUUAUUUUUAUUAUUAUUAAGGAAGAAUACAGUACUUAGAGAACUUGAGCUAACUUAUCCUAAUAACUAUAUAAAUCAUUGCCCGAGGGUCUCCACGGCAAAAGGAACAAAUAUCUAGCUCUCGAUAAGAGGAAGCAUACUUACCUACCGGUUUCAGCUUUUUCUUACCAAUUGACUAUUGACACUUAAAAAUAGACAAAUUAAACCUAUGUUGUAAAUACUCGUAGAUAUUAAUUAAUUUGAUAAUUUAUUAGACCACUUGAUUAAAAUUCGACAUCAGUUUUAUAAUCAAGUAAUUUUCAUUAAUUUAUUAUAUUUACCGAUUCCACAUACCAACAGCGUUAUUUUUAUGUGACACGAGUUAUAAGUUAAUUUUUCAUGUGUUAUAAAGUAUAUUUAUAUUAAGUUAUACGUAGGUAUUUCAUACGUGAGCUUUGUACAAAGUUGAAAAGCAGAACCAUAUAACAUAAAAUGUUUUAUCCGUGAGCAGAACAAUAUUGUUAAUAAUUCGAUAAGUAGCAGCUAGCAAUAAUAAAAAUAUUAUAAUGAUA
Messenger RNA from Bicyclus anynana (squinting bush brown), 3299 nucleotides. RefSeq names its product zinc finger protein 184. The record is from RefSeq and is a predicted model, not a curated record. Gene Ontology annotation, molecular function: RNA polymerase II cis-regulatory region sequence-specific DNA binding; DNA-binding transcription factor activity, RNA polymerase II-specific. Bases 208 to 1029 code for a protein of 273 amino acids. Gene Ontology annotation, biological process: regulation of transcription by RNA polymerase II. The transcript is spliced from 2 exons. NCBI's taxonomy places the organism in Eukaryota, Metazoa, Arthropoda, Insecta, Lepidoptera, Nymphalidae.